UAACUUUUCCACAACCAUUUCAAAACGAAACUUUUUGACAACAAGUUUAGUUCUCUACAAUGAAUUCUGGAACCAUGCAAGACUUUCUGAAAGGAAAGACCAUUUUAGUGACUGGCACAACAGGGUUCUUAGCCAAAGUUUUUGUGGAAAAGAUAUUACGGAUUCAACCAGAUAUACAAAAGCUUUAUCUUCUCAUAAGAGCUUCAAAUACUGAGUUGGCCUCUCAUCGCAUGCAAAAUGAGGUGUUUCAGACAGAUUUGUUUCGAGUGCUAAGAGAUAAGUUGGGUGGAGGUUUUAAUUCAUUUAUAUCAAAGAAGGUUGUAGCAGUAGCAGGAGAUGCUGCAGUUGAAAAUUUGGGAAUAAAAGACAAUACCAUAUUAAAUGUGAUGUUUGAAGAGAUAGACCUUAUUGUCCAUUCCGCUGGAACUACCAAUUUUAAUGAAAGAUUUGACAUUUCAAUGGGUGUUAAUACAAUGGGAGCUUUACAUGUCUUAAACGUUGCAAAAAAGUGUCGCAAAAUAAAUGUCCUUGUCCACAUAUCUACGGCUUAUGUAUGUGGGGAGACUAAGGAAGGAAAGCCAAUAUUUCAAGAGAAGCCAUUUGAGAUGGGUCGUCAAUCUCUAGAAAGGACUCUAAAACUAGACAUACACACAGAAAUGAAUUUGCUGGAGAAAAAAUUAGAUGAAUUACGAGCAAUGAAUGUGGAUGAAAAAACAAUCAAGCAUGCGUUGAAAGAUUAUGGAAUUGAAAGAGCAAAUUUGCAUGGUUGGCCAAACACAUAUGUAUUCACAAAAGCAAUGGGAGAGAUGCUUUUAGUUCAUCAUAAAGAUAAUGUUCCAUUGAUCAUUAUACGUCCAACAAUGGUAACUAGUACAAGCAAAGAUCCAUUUCCAGGUUGGAUUGAAGGUCAAAGAACUGUUGAUAGUAUGAUAUGUGCCUAUGGUAAAGGGAAACUGCCAUAUUUUCUUGGUAAUCCCAGGACAAUUUUAGAUAUCAUGCCUGCAGAUUUGGUCAUCAAUUGUGUGAUUGCUGCCAUUGUUAUUAAUUUAAAUAAAGCUCCUAAAAAUUUCAUCUACCAUGUUUCUUCUUCAUUAAGAAAUCCUCUCAAAAUUUCUGAUGUCCACAACAUUUCCCAUCAAUAUUUCAAGAAAACUCCUUGCCUAGACGAAGAUGGAAAGCCAAUAGUCAUCUCUAAGGGAAUUGCCUUGAAAAGUAUGGCUGCUUUUAACAUUUAUACAGAGACCCGAUAUGUCCUGCCACUUGAGGUCUUAAAUUUGGUGAACAAGCUGAUUUGCCAUUCCUUCCAAGAUGUUUAUGAUGAUAACUACAAGAAAAUACGAAUCGUGAAGCGACUUGCAAAACUAUACAAACCUUACGUGUUUUUUAAAGCAGUCUUUGAUGAUACAAACACGGAAAAUUUAAGAAGGGAAACUAUGAGCUAUAACAUGGAGAAUGGAAUGCUAGAAUUUGACCCGAUUAGCAUUAAUUGGACAAACUACAUGAUGAAUACGCACAUUCCUGGUCUCGUCAAGUAUGCAAUGAAAUAAUUUCAAAAUUAUAUACUACCCCAAAAUGGCUGGAAAUUUCUAUUUAGAGCUUAUUGUUUGAAAAGUACUCAAAAUGGAUUGUAAUAUUUCAUGUUCCUUUCAUCCAAAUAUGAAUCGUAGAAACAUUGCUCUUUAGAGCUUAUUGUUUCAAAAGUAUUUAAAAUUAAUUGUAAUAUUUCAUAGUUCCUUUUAGAGUUUAUUGUUUCAAAAGUAUU
Medicago truncatula (barrel medic) is the source of this 1762-nucleotide messenger RNA. RefSeq names its product probable fatty acyl-CoA reductase 4. Gene Ontology annotation, molecular function: alcohol-forming very long-chain fatty acyl-CoA reductase (NADP+) activity. The transcript has 10 exons. NCBI's taxonomy places the organism in Eukaryota, Viridiplantae, Streptophyta, Magnoliopsida, Fabales, Fabaceae. Gene Ontology annotation, biological process: suberin biosynthetic process; long-chain fatty-acyl-CoA metabolic process. The coding region runs from base 60 to 1547 and encodes 495 amino acids. The record is from RefSeq and is a predicted model, not a curated record. Gene Ontology annotation, cellular component: intracellular membrane-bounded organelle.